AUGGAUCUGAUGGAGAUCGAUGACAGCAUACAUAUGAAGAGGAACCUCACCACGGAGGGUCUUGUGACUAAAGUUGAUUUUCAGAGAAGAAACCCUCCUUCCAGAUGUGUCUCCGUGGGACUUGGAUUACUGUGCGCUGUCCUGUUGGCUGGAAACGUAGGACAAUUUCUCUACUAUCACAUAUUCAGCCAUAUCAAGUCAGCAGACAUGAUGCAGGCUAGUUACAACACUGGAGCAGAUCAGCUGCAGGGAACCUCUAAUGCUUCAGCUGCAGAGAGAAAACUGUUUGAGGCCACAUUGAGUAACUUGACAAAAGAAAAAGAUCAGUUGCACACAAUCUAUCAUGAACUUCAAAGAGGAAAGGAAGAGUUGCAGACACAGUUUAACACGAUGAAGACAAAAGCGGAUGAGUUGCAGAGGAGUUACUCUUCACUGAAUAGUGACAAGGACCAGUUGCAAAAAAGCUACUCAAAUCUGACCCAGAGCAAAAACCUACUUCAGAACAGAUACCAAUCACUGUCCACCGACAAAGAAGCAUUGCAAGGUCGUUAUAAUACUCUGCAGAGGGAGAAAGAGCAGCUUAGGAGUGAUUACAGAAAUCUUGCAACUGUUAAUGAUCAGCUACAGAAGAGCAUGGGAAAAGUUCAAGGUGACUUGAUUAAAGAGAAAGACCGGCUGCAGCAAAGUUACAACACCCUAACACAAGAGAAGAAUCAGCUACAAACAAACUACAAUGACAUACAGACACACAAAGAAACAUUGCAAGUCAGUUAUAAUACUCUGCAGAGGGAGAAAGAUCAGCUACAGACCAAUUACAGGAGUUUAUCAGCAGUUAAAGAUCAGCUAGAGAAGAAGAUCAGUAAAGUCAAAGAAAGGCCCUGUCAGUCAAGGUGGACAAAGUUUGGUGACAACUGUUACUAUUUAACAGCUGAAAAGAGAAACUGGACCUCAAGCAGAGACUACUGCAACACCGAAGGAGCUGAUCUGGUCAUCAUAAACAGCAGGGAUGAACAGGUAUUUGUCAAUGGGUUGCUGGGAUCGGGCGAAGAUACCUGGAUUGGUCUGACUGACAGCGUUACAGAGGGGACCUGGAGGUGGGUGGAUGGGACCCUUGUCACCACGACGUUCUGGGGUGUGGGGCAGCCUAACAACUAUCAGGAGAGGGACCAGGACUGUGUAGAAUUUUGGCAGUCAGCAACAGGGGGAAGCUGGAACGAUGAAAUUUGUUCGGCUACUAAUGUCUGCGUCUGUGAAAAAUAAGAACCAAGUAACUUACAGUUAAUGAUUGUGUGAACAUAUAGCUUGUUGAUCUUUGACCUGGUAAUUUUUUGAAUUUGUUCAUCGUCAACAAAUCAAAUUGAAAAGACUAAAACCAAAAAUGUAUUGUUCUCUGUCUUCUGUCUUUACUUGCGUAAUCUUGGUAACACAAACUGUAGUUUAAAAACAGAUUUUGCAAUCAAUG
Molecule: messenger RNA, 1462 nt
Organism: Labrus bergylta (ballan wrasse)
Lineage: Eukaryota; Metazoa; Chordata; Actinopteri; Labriformes; Labridae
Source: RefSeq, a predicted model, not a curated record